Tripterygium wilfordii is the source of this 477-nucleotide messenger RNA. Its product is annotated as mavicyanin-like. The transcript has 2 exons. Lineage: Eukaryota; Viridiplantae; Streptophyta; Magnoliopsida; Celastrales; Celastraceae. Gene Ontology annotation, cellular component: plasma membrane. Gene Ontology annotation, molecular function: electron transfer activity. The coding region runs from base 1 to 477 and encodes 158 amino acids. The record is from RefSeq and is a predicted model, not a curated record.
AUGGAUUUGAAGAGACGAGCAGUAAUCCUGGAUUUCAUGGUUGCUUUGAUUGCUCUUUGUGGAUCUUGUUCUGGUUCUGUUCACAAGGUUGGUGACUCUAUUGGGUGGACGGCCAUUGGGAUAAUUGAUAUUCUCUUUUACAAGAAGUGGUCUUUCGCCAACACCUUCCAUGUCGGAGACACCAUUGUUUUUGAAUACAACAAACAGUACCACAAUGUGAUUGAGGUGAUCAGCUUCUAUGAUUUUCACUUCUGCAACACUUCAUCUCCGGUGGCCACUUACUCCAGCGGCAAUGACUCCAUUACCCUCAACAGGUCCGGGGACUUCUACUACACCUGUGCUUCCCCCGGCCACUGCCAAGCAGGCCAAAAGGUCCAUAUAUUUGUCCACUCUGCAACUUCAAUGGGCCCAAUUGGAAGUCCAACUCCAGGUCCAAGCCCAAGCCCAAGUUUAAGUACUGCUCCUACCCCGUUUUAA